AUGACCAGCCGUGCUGUACCCUUAGAAGUAGCAUACACAUUAGACACAGAUUCCUGUAUAAAUUCAGUGAGAAGGUUCAUCUGCAGACGAGGCCCAGUCUCAACUCUUAGGUCCGACAAUGGAACCAACUUUGUUGGAGCCAGCCGUAAGCUCAAGGAAUGUCUGACUACUCUGAAUCAUGGUAAAAUUCAAAGAGCCUUUCUUCAGGAUGGCAUAGAAUGGAGAUUCAACACCCCAUCAGCUUUCCAUCAAGGUGGUGUUUGGGAGCGCCUGAUUCGCUCAGUGAAGAGUGUUCUUACCUCAGUCCUUAAACAGCAGACCCUGGACGAUGAAGGACUCCAAACAAUUUUUUGCGAGGUUGAAGCAAUAUUGAAUGAUAGACCUAUUACAAAGGCCUCAGAUGAUUCAAAUGACCUGGAAACCUUGACGCCAAAUCACAUUCUGUUGUUGAAGAGCAAACCAAUUAUGCCACCAGGACUGUUUAACAGAAAUGAUCUGUAUGUCAGAAAAAGAUGGAAGCAGAUACAGUAUAUGGCGGAACUCUUCUGGAAGAGGUGGAUUUCUGAGUACCUGCCAUUGAUGCAACAAAGACAAAAAUGGACAGUACGAAGAAGAAACCUCAUACCUGGAUAUGUUGUUCUUGUGGCAGAUGCUACAGCUCCAAGAGGAUCUUGGAUGAUGGGGAAAGUUUUAGAUGUCAGAUCGGAUGUGAAUGGAUGUGUGCGCUCUGUCCGCCUCCAAACGAAGACCAGCAUCCUGGAGAGGCCUGUGACGAAGCUGUGCCUGCUUCUGGAGGCAGCACGGCAAAAAUGACGCACAUCUUGGACACGCGCAAAUGUGACGCAGGACCAUACCAGAGCCUUAAGUGAUUUCCA
Alosa sapidissima (American shad) is the source of this 875-nucleotide messenger RNA. RefSeq lists its product as uncharacterized. Gene Ontology annotation, molecular function: nucleic acid binding. Bases 1 to 813 code for a protein of 270 amino acids. The transcript has 2 exons. NCBI's taxonomy places the organism in Eukaryota, Metazoa, Chordata, Actinopteri, Clupeiformes, Clupeidae. Gene Ontology annotation, biological process: DNA integration. The record is from RefSeq and is a predicted model, not a curated record.